GUUGGUUUUAUGUGAGCCAGAACCCGUGUUGCCAGGAUGGCCUGCAAGGGGUUCACUUUCCCACAGAGAUGUGCUCUGAACUCUUUUUCACCUGUCCAAGUGUGUCUGUGUGCUCACCAACAACCUAAGGGGUAAGACAACACAUAGUAAACAGGAUCACAUAGAAUAUUUAGCUGUACGAAUUAGCAUUUAAUGCACUCUUAGGGUGAUCGCUCUUGUUCACCAUAAGAAUGGUGAAUGGACCCUGAAUAAAAAGUAGCAUCAAACUUUGUAUUACAAGUUUAUUCUCAUAUUUUGAGUUAUUUGUUGUGAACAAAACGUAAUUUGUAAGCAAGUGAGCAUAUCCAUCUUGGGCUUAUUAACAACUGUUUGUGUAACUUGGUAAUUUGCAAGUGAUAGGUGAGCUGGGUGCAACUGAUUUGGAAAAGAUCAGAUAACUGAAUGGUAAAAGCAAAUGGGUAUUUUCUUUGGUGUGGGUUAUUAUGAAUGUAGUGUAUAAUGUACCUAAUAGGCUCAGGUAGUUCAGAUAAUCAGGCAUGAUGUUUAUUUUCUAGUAGAUAGCACAGGGAAAAAAUGAGAAAUGGGACGCAACUUGGGAGUUGUUCUCAAUAGGGCUCUUUCACCCAAAUAAAGUAGACUGCUUGGGCUUUUGGCUAAUGUCUAUUAUGUAUAUUCUUAAAUGCUUAGCUAACAUAUAAAUUCUUAGGUCCGUGCUCUAGUGUGCAUUUGAUGUAUGAAGACGGAGCAUUUGAUUUUCUUAAUUGAGUUCGGUCACUGAAAGUGGUUGUUUUCAUUUAUUUUUCUUAAGGAUUAUUGACAUUACAUGUUUUGCCCCCCCUUUUUUUCUUCUCCUCCAGAGCUUGCUAAAAUGCCUGAUCUUGAGCUUUCUUCUCUCUUCUAGUCCUGCUUUUUGUGAAGGAUUUAGUUCUUGGUGGUUAAAGAAAGUUAGAAUAGUCAGUUGAAACUGUUCCUGUCAGCAAAGAGAACUGGAUUUUGCUGAUCUGCUCUGAAGUCAUUGUAGUCUUCAAACUGCAUGACUUGUUUUAGCCUGUAUUCAAAACUCUUUCCUGCUGUUUGGUGUGGUUUUGGGGACUUUUUUGUCUCUGAUCUUUCAUUCACAUUGCGCGCUCCAGUAGUUCAAGGAUUUUAUCUCGCGAAGUUCCUGAGACUGAAGUGCAGAGGCCACCUCCUUCAAGUCCUGCCCUUCGGCUCAUCACUAAAUGAUGUCUUGCUCAGCUCUGCCCUGUCUUCCCCAACAGGUGUUGCUGCUCCUGCGCACUGGAGGAGCUGUUUGCUUAUCCAGGUGUGACACUGGCCCUGUAAGUACAGCUCACACGGUUCUUCUGUCCAAGGAACCGAAUUGUAGAAUUCUAGUGAAGGUGCCAGGGUCACUGGAUGCAUUUACAGACAAUGUGUGUCUGAAGCACCAUCCCUGAAGGUACUUGGAGCAAGAACUUCAAAUCCUUACAAACAGAAGUAUUUACUUCACGUGGUAUCUUCUGAAGCCUGGCAAUGUAAUUUUGUGAAAUAAAUUAAAAAAAAAAACCCAACCAACCCAAAAAACAAAAAAACCCAACCACAUGGUAAAACUACGGUUAGUUAUAAGUCUAUUUGCAGUAGUUGCUUUGAUUUCAGUCUGAUCCUAGUUGUUAUAACUUGAAAUCCAAGUAUAGGUAAGUUCCAUCUUACCAGGUGAGUAAUGUAAAUAAAUGUCAACAUCUGUCGUCAGGAUUUACCGGGUAACUUUUGUUUCUAAAAUCUUGGUGUUCCCAGGUGUUUUUCUAACGUGCCAGACAAAUAAAUGGCAGCUACUGAAGUAUUUUGCUUUUGUAUGUGUUUGGUUUGGUUUUCCCUGUGAAGCUCUGGGGACAGGAAUGUCUGAUGCCUGAAGUGAGGUGAAGCCUUUGACUUGUUUUGUUCCUGCCAGUAGUUGAUUAAAAAGCCAAACUGUUAAGACUUCAAGGCAAAUAACAAAGACAUUUUUGUUUCAAAGCAAAUGGAGAAAGUAAUUAUUUUGAAUAGGAUGUUGAGUGUAAUUGUAGAUGGUUAAAACACUUUCUGUGUUUCAAAACAUGGUAGGAUAUCUCUUUCACUCAUAAGCAUUGUUAAGGUCUAUAGUACUGGGAUUUGGUUAUGUUUAAUGCGGUUUCAUUUCCUAACACAAUGAUUAUAUAAUCUAUGUAUAGUUAAGCCCAUCAAUAAUUUGUUUCUCUAAGGCUUACUAAGAAUUAAUUUUGUUGGGCACAGCUGUCACUGGUGGCUUCUGCCCACUGUCUCAGAAACACCGUUCUUCAAAAGCUAAUGUUUCAUUCCACAACCAAAAUAUUGAAUCAAGGAAGAUACCAAGUAUCUUCCUUAAUUUUAUCAUGUACUAGGGCUUGUCAGUUGUUGUCACUUGCUUGUUUUUUGUUUUGUUUUUAAUUAGAAUGAGAUUUCUUCAUGAAAAAUGAAAUUAAUGUCUUCUGCAACCAAAAUAAACACCAUAUGUUCAGGGAGAAAGGGACCAGGAAAAGAUGAAGAUGGUGUGGCAGCAAAAACUGACUAGGAGGCAAAAUGGACUUAUUGGGCACAGGGGCCAGGUGAGAACAGACCGAGUCUCACCUGCCUGGGUGGGAUCACACCGUUCAAUUCAAUAGUCUGGUUUUGGCACUGCUGAUGGGGUUUCAAUGAAGCUAAAAACAUGAGUGACAGGGUAAAUGAGUUGGGAUGCUCAGAAGAAAAAGCAGCAGGCACAAAUCUUGUGAUCUCUUACUUAGUCAUGUAAAGCUGGAUUGAAGAAGCUUUAUUCUUGCAGUUGAAGAUGGUGGCACAAACUUCAGCGUAGGUGUUGAGUGCUAAUUGCCGUCUUCCCUUUCUUCCAGCUGGUGGCAAGGAAUCCGCUCAUCCUGAGCUUUGAAGCUUGUGUCAGGAUUUUGGGAGCGACCUUGAGGAGCCGUACCACAGGCUGCAGGAGCCCAAGUUUGCCUCGGUGAGAACUUCCCUGUGGGACUCAGGGCUGUUGUUGCGGGGCACAGUGCAACAAGUGACAUUGGGAAGGGGAACAGGUGGGCAUCUGAGGUGGUUUUGGCUUCUGGGGGACGACUUGACUUGCCUUGAAUGGCUCUUUGACCUUAGUACCUAGAGGCUCCGGGCAAAUCUCACCGCACAUCUCUUGUUCCUGCUGCUUAUUUAGUGCGUGUAUGAGGAUGACACCUGUCCGCAAGUGCUUGUUAGGCAACUCCAGAGCCCCUGUUCUGCAGUCUUCAAAGCUGCCAUAGAGCUCCCCGACCUCUCUGCAGCUUUGUUCAUAUAAUGUAGGUAUCUUGCUGCCUGUGGAUUUGUUUUGGCCACAGCUGACCCUCAAAAUGAGUGAGGGCCUUAGAGAAUGUAUAUGAAACAUGCACAUUUGGACACAUCUACACCAAGCAUGAGCUCUGUACCAUGUCUUAAAGGAGUUCAGUGCUUGCAGAGGAGGCUCAGAUGCAACCUCACAGCACAGCAGCUGUGGAUAUCAAGGGGCAUGUUAGCUCCAAAAUAUUGUAUAUUAUGAAUGGGUUUAUCUCUAGUAAAAUGUCAUGUAUGAAUAAGAACAAGGUAUAUGGCAGGGUGCCACCUCAAGGCUCUGAGCGCAUCCCUGUGUAGCCCUGUGCCCGAAGUCUUCCCAUGUCAUUUGAGAGUGACACUUUCUGCGGUGGGAGCGCUAGAGGGGGCCCUAGGACAGAGAAGAAGAAAAAGGAAAAAACCCAGAACCCCCAACCCCUGAAAUGGAUGAACAGGAUCUAUCUUUAAACUUCUGAAAGACUGAAUUACAUUGCUGGAUUUUACCUCUUUUACACCUAAGGGCUCUCUACAGUUGUACUGUCUGUCCUUUUCAUACUUACAUCUUUUGAUUCAAAGCAGAGAGAAUGAGAAUUCUUAUACCCGCCUUACAGGAUUCUGUCUCAUGUUCCUGGCCAUAGUGCGGUGGCGGGGCAUGAAAUCUCAAUUUGUUAGCAUUAAUAUUGCAACUUAGCAGGAAAACAGAACCACUGUAUAUUUACUUUCUACAUGAAAAUGUUUGCCCCAUAAUUAUGUUUUUUCCUUCUGUUUCUUUCCCCUAUAAAAAGCCUACUGCAUGUUUUCCUUUUUCUUAAUGUGCAGCACAUUAUAAUGGGGGAGGGAAAGAGUAUCUUUUGACAGUUAAUCUUACAUAGAAAGACUCAACACUUUCAGGUUUGUCAGUGUAAAUCCUGAUUAAUUCAGUCUAGCUCAUAGCAGUGGCAUGAGGUUUGUACCAGCAUAAAACUCAUGGAUCUAUAAAAUGUUUUGAGAUAGCUUCAUUGAAGUAAAAUUCUAGUUGGGGACAAAAAUGUGUAUGAAAAUGAUGGAAGAAAUAUGUACCUUUCACGCUUGGAAUAAAUCUUGCAUAACUGCCUCUGUUAUGUGAAGUAGCCAGGAGGUGAGAUCAAGUCCUGGUGUCAUCCUGCAGAAACGCACAUGGAACAGGAUAGUGAGAUGGAGCUGGGGCUGUGAACUGACGGCAAAACCAGGAAAACAAAGUCACUUCUACCAAAGGGAAACGUAAGAUCGCACUUCUGCCUGCAUUUACGAUUUAUCUGCACAAUUAAAUGAUUGUGCAUAUGGCUUGGUACAAAAGCGUUCAAUUAUAAAAUCCCAGUGGGAGGAGCACUUCGCAAUGUCUCUCUAAGUACUUUGUCUUAUUGAAGGAAACUGCCUAUCUAAAACCAGGUUAACAUAUAUGGUAAAAAGUAGAUUUGCUUUCAGAUUAGACACUGAUAUCCCCUCUCAGUUUUUAUUUCUCAGCUUGUAUUUUCUCUCCCUCUGUUUCAGAGAUCCUGCAAACAACAGUGAAUUCCAGUAUAAAUGGAAUAUAUUACAAAGUUCAUAUAUGGUAUAAGCAUACGAGAACUACAUUAUAAUGGUAUUAAUUUAAUUUUAAUUAGAGGGAUAUUAUUCUAACUACAAGUGAAAGGCCUUUGGCAGGCCAAAGGCAUUUUAGACACAGUUCUUUGUGCGUAAAUUCUUAAUUGUCAUGUAUAACUACAGUUAGCUUAAGAACCUGUCUUAUGUAUUCACAUUCUUUUCUUUUUAUUGCUCUGAGGAGAUAUGACAGAUAUAGAGGGCUGUUCACUAGAAAUCAUACACAACUGAGUUUUAUUUGCAAAUACACAUGGCAUGAACUAUUAUCUAAUAUAGCACUGAACACAUUACUGUUCAGUAGUAAUUAAUAAAGGAUGUUAUUAGAAGUGUUCUUUGAUUCCUUGUAAUAUAAGUCACACCAGAGAGAUAAUUUCCUGAAGUUCCACACUAAAAUGUGUGAAGAGUCACAUUUUCUCUUCUUAAGUGCAUAGGUAUAUAUAAAUAUAACUCCUCAAAGAAGAUUGCAGUGAUCAUUUUCUUUUCCUCUUAAGAGAUGGCACUAGAUGUGUUCUCAAAGAAUAGCUUAACUUGUUAAUUGAGCUGACAUAUAAAACCACCAUGCUAUAUGAAUGUCAGAAAGCAGUAGUUUGAAUAUGGAAAUGUGUCACUUAGGAAUGUCUAGACUGUAUAUUAGAUUUCCAUUAAGUUAGAGUGGGUUAGGAAAAAAAGAAUAGUGGAAGUUACUGAUCUUCCAACAUCAAUUUGCAACGCUGUGCCCUCAGUGCAAGCUCAAACAAAUCACAGUGCUGCUACCACUUUCCCAAUAGACGGCACGGCUGGAAGUGCUUCCUAUACUUAAUAAGUAAAUGGGCUUUCCUGGGAGCAAAACAAAGAGCCUGAUGUGUUGUCUCGCAGCAAGUAGCAGUGGUACAAGAUGAUUUUUAGUUUGGCUUUCUUGAACAUAAUAAUAGCAUGGGUUUGCACAUUGUAAAGUUCUGCUGCAAAGUGAAGCGUGGGAGUUUCUUGUUGAUAACUGGGGUCUGCUGAUCCCUUUGCUUUGCUGCGGAAAGAAGCAUUUAAAUUCUGCCAGUGCGGUUAGAACCAGCCAUUGGCAUCUCGGCACUCCGGCCAGCUCACGUUUUAGUCGUGGGAAGACAGGGACAUGGGUCUUUCUGUAGCAGCCAAACAAGCCGAGUGCAUUUACUGGUACACUCUUGGAUGCACCAUGAUGCUUUUCAUCCCCUCUAAAAUCCGUCUUCCCAUGAACUGAGCAAAGGUUCUCCUGCAACAGCAAGUUUUACCAGGCCUGUGCUUCGGAAGUUGUUAGCAGGUUUUCUCACUGUAAGAGGAAAAAUGAGAAAGCAGUGUGGGAUUCCUAGAAAUCCAGCCGCCUCAGAGGUAUUUUAAUCCUUGUGUGUCUUCCAGUGCCUCCCAGUGGUUACUGGUCUGUCCCAGUUCAGCUGGGAUGGCAGGUGCCCGGCCUGCUCUGAGGGAUGUGGGACAUGGGUGUUGGCAGCUGGGAAGGGGCAGACACCAGGUCCUGGACAACUGCACAUGAUGCACAUCACGGCUCUGGGGACCUUACUGUCUGAAUUAAUGAGUUCACUGUUAGACAGUUGAUAAUUCAAUUUAAAUGUGAGAGAGAGUAAAUAGCAUGUGCUUAUAUGCACUCCUGCUGCAUUUGCUUUUUUAAUGAGAUUAACUUCUUGCAAUUUCAGCAAAACUCAAAUAUUUACAUUACCAUUAUAAUGCCCGGUGUGUGUGUGUGGUCACAUUUCAGUAAUGGCGACUCAGAUCUAAAGUGCAGCAACUGUUGCGUUAUUUAGUACUGUGAGGACAAAUGGAAAAGUGGAUGCAAAGAAUAUGAAAAUAUGUAAAUGCUAUUUCCAAGUGCAGGCGGUCUGCUGGGGAAGAGGGAGAAGGACAAUAUUUCAUCUGAAAUAUGUGCCUGAUUCAACAAAGUACCUAAAUAUAAAUGACUGUUGAUUUCAAUGAAGAUAGCAAAGAGCACUGGCAGCUUAUAUUUCACCUUGGGCUUAAAUUGUAUACAAUUUGUUUAGUGACCUAAAGUAUUUCUACAACUGAAAUUUCCAUCGGAAACAGGUGCUUUAAAAUAAAUAGACUCAACUUCCUCAGUACAUGCAAACUCAGAAGUUCACAGUUAACCAAUGAAAAACGUAAAAUGCCCAAGAAAGGUGAAACUAUCUCUGUUGAAUAAAAAUUUCAGCCCAAAUGAAAUAUGUGGGAAAGUGACUAUGAAGAACAGGCUUGGGUACGGUAGGGUGUGCUCAUAAAAUGACAAUAUAAUGUGAGCUUUUGGAUAACAAAUCCAUCAGAGUAAAGAGGAACAAACUGUAGUUUUAGAAUUGUGCUAGAUUCAUUUGAGAGCAGUACUGAGGAAGUCAGAAUUCCCCCAGUAGUUCUCCCUAAAAUUCAGAUUGCUGUGGCACAUGGACGAACUUUGCAGAGCAACUGACGUUAUCUGUGUAAGUUCCACAAAGGAAGAUUAUAAAAUGAAUUCUGCUUAGUGAUACCUGGGUUUGUGUGACACCUGGGCCAGGGUGUUUAUUAGGAAUAUCAUGUUCUUUAACAGCUUUUCUCUCCCAUCCUUAGUGGUUGAUAUUGUUCCAGCAAGGAAAUCCUGGUGGCUUUCAGAACAGUAGCAGCAGAGCUGGUGGGAUUUACUGGAUAUGGUGGACUAGGAGCUGCCUGCUCCUUAGUGUGUGCUCUGUCUGGGCUUUGUCAAUAUUCACUUUCCACACCUAUUUCAUAAUAACACCAUCGAUUUAUUGGUUCAGUCAUAAGGAUCAAAAGAACUGAGUUGUGCAUCAGAGCUUUCCCACUAGCUGGUGACUUUUUCAAUUAACUAUUUAUUGUCCAUUUUCUGUCUCUAAUAAAUGGAAAUUACUUGUAAAAAUAACAUUAAAAAGGGGAAAAAAAACCCAAACAACAAACCAAACCAUGAAAAUUAAAAAAAAAAAAAAAAAAAAAAAACAAAAAAAAAAACAAGUGUCCACUGAAUUUGAAGCCAGGACAUUUUUGUAGAUCUUCAGUUGCUUGUAAUUUUAUCUUCUAUGCCAUUUUAGUCAAAACUAUGGCUAAAUGAUGUUUCUUUUUCCAUUGUGAAUGAAUAAAAUCUACUAGGAACUGCUCCCAUGGUUGAGUUACACAAGAGUGAUACAGAAAUUCACCUGAGCUUUUGUCAUGGUGAAUAACGCAGAGCUUUGCGUGAGCAGAGCUCUAGAGAACACGAACAAGUAUCCAAGCUCGUGCAAGUAUAGAACAUACUCUGUUUUUUAGAGAGUCCUUAGCUCUGAUUGCUGAGAAAUUGGGAUAAUUCUGCACAGCAAAACCAAGUAUUUUUUUCUAAUCAAGACUUACUUAGGUAUUUCAUUUUUUUCCUACGCCUCAGUUGAUAUUUCCUGUGUCUUGUAACCAUUUAACAGUAUGUUACUAACCAUCCAUUAUGUCCUGCCUUACUCUUUCAGAUGAAAGAGCCAUGUAAAAAAAGAAUUCGCCAGCCCCUGUGACUGAAUUUGAGCGAUAAUGUCAAUGGAAUUAACACAUUGCCAUUGUUGAAUGGUCUCCUGUGGCUAUAUAAACAUCAAGGUAACACAUUUCCAAAGCAGAAGGCAAUACUGCUGCAAUACUGUUGUUUUGAGAAUAUUUCCUUACUGCCAAAAUACUGAUGUACAUUUAGUAUUUUGCCUGGUGGAAGAUAAUUGUUUGUUUGUUUGUUUUUAAAAAAGGUUGAUUUUCCUACUUUUAUUUUUACUGAAUUCUGGUUUAUUUGCUGAAGAAAAUGUGUUAGUUGUUUGGCUAAACAUGGGAUGGGAGCAUAAGUACGUUGAGGUUUAUUUGAGAUGACCUCUUAUUGGUAACUACAUUUAAAUGACAGCUCUCCUAAGGGCCUGAUUCCAUCUCUGAAGAAGAUCUGCUGGAAAAGCUGGGGCAGAACUGCCUUCAGGAAACCCAGGAUUCCUCAGCCUGGGGAGAGGCUGCUUGGGAAUAAUUGUCUCCUGCCCUGGCUUCAGCCAUCAGCACCGCUUCUAUCUCUGAGGCCUUUAUCUCUGAAAUAGACUGAGGCUUUUAAAUACCUUUGGUAUGUUGCUGAGUAAAAUAUUGAUAAGACACAAGUUUUGGGUUUAGUUUUGGGGAUGGCAAAGAAAUUGUGAGGCCAGGCUAAUCAGGUAACUUUUUAACUGUGAUAGUCCCACUAUGGGCUCAUUGUCACCGUCUCACCUAAAGCAAGAGAGAAAUAACUGAUGUGGGUGUUGCACAGAAACUGUUUGUAGUUCCUUGUGUCACAAAACCAUUGACAGUGGCUGCACUGCAGAAGCCAGAGCUGGGCAGUUAGGACAUGCAGGUAACAGUAAUUAUUUCCUUUACUAUGAGUUUCCUGAUCCUGGGUGCAAAUGGAAAAAGAACCUGUACUUCUGCAAGUAUCCUCUCAUUUGUCUUCAGGCAGCAAGUGUUAAACCAGAACCUGACAAGUUCUGUUCCUCAACACCCCUUGUUAUGUGAGUUUUACUUCUCUGCAGUCACCUUUGAAUGAUCAGUCAAUGGUUUUGCUGCAUUUUUACUGGUCAGAGACCUUAAGCCAGGUGCCGAAAGGUGGGCAGUCAGUCUCAAGGUUGACCUCACCAGGCAGAGACAAACAUCCCUGUCUGGGAUCCACGAGACGUAGCCACUGCCUCUGCCAGAGCUGCAUCAGUUCUGGGGAAAAGGACUUCCGUUUGCAAAGCUGAAUCUGGCACUUUCGUGAACAUUAGGGCUGAAACAAGAGAGGGAGGGACUCACCAUCCUGGUUUGCUGUAAGAAUAGCUCUGACCUGGAUGCCUCAAAUGAGAAGACUUCAGCAUGGGGAAUGUUCUGUUUCUGGACUGCUCUUGGAUAACAACGGAUAGAACAGAAAGUUGUGAUGUAUGGAAGGAGGAGCUGUGCAUGGCAGGAGUUUGUUAGGACAUGGAAAACGGCUUGGUGAAUCAUGAACACUGUGCGUGAGUUAAAUAAACAAGGUAGGCUUGGUUUGUGUAACCUGGAGUCCUGUUUUCUCCCGUGAGGGCUGUUUGGAGCACUCUGAAAGCAGAGAGGACAACAGCCGGUAAACUUUGUGCUUCAGAAUUGCACAGAAACAGCCUAUUUCAUUCGCGGAUCAAUCUUUUGUCAGCCCUAACUCAGUGGCUGAUGGCUUUAGUGUAUCCACUGUCACCCAAAGGCACUUCUUGGGAGAUGAAACCCAGUGGCUCAAUAACUUGACACCUUCCCCAUCGCUCUGGCUUGGGCUUAGGAGUGGGGAACAGGAGUGCUCUGCCAGGCUCAGCAACAUUUAGAUUGCAGUCAUGCCUCCCGUGGGAGUCAGUAGCUGGUCAUUUGUGAAUUAUGAUGUGUGGAAAUCUAGGAUUUUAUUUUUGUAAAUCCUUAGCUGGGUGCAAAAGCUGAUGGCAGGACCCCUGAGCCCAGCAGGAGAAAACUAAUGACAGAAGCGGGUACAGCCUGGUGCAUUUUUAUUUUCCUUCACUGUGUCUUCCCUUUCUUUUUUUCCCUUCUUUCUUUCUUUGUAACCACACUUUUUCAUAUAUAUUUUCCCUCCACCUACCCAGUUGUUUUUUUUGGCAGGAAUGCAGGUUCUCCUGAACAAAUGAGAAACAGCCUCCUCUGAAGAACAGGAGUUAUGGAGCCUUUGUGCACUUCUGCUGUAGCGUUUUUCAGGAAACCUGUCUGCAGGUGGCUCACGACACCAAGUGCCAAAACGGGCACCUGCUUGGCGACAGCUGCAGCUUUGGCCAACAGCAAAUAGCACCAGUGACAAUGCCAGGAGGAAGAAGCUGAGCAGCACCAAGCAGCAAAGCAGGCCAGCAGCGAGGAGGAAGAGGAGAACCAUCAGCUCCUCCGUGGUGAGCCCAAACCUGUGUUGCAGGCAGACUUAACUCCACUGAGUCUGACCUGGCAGUAGCUCCCUGCAGAUGCUUAAACCAGUAACUGCAGCAUUAAAGGGUGGCAAAACCAGCAACCUUAUUAUUGAUAAGCAUCUAAUCUGUACUCAGAAAGAAUACUUGCUCUCAAAUACGACUUCAUUUUCCUCCUGCACACUCCUCAGCACUCUUCUUAGCAGAAUUUAAAUAUUUCCAUUGAAUUUACAUUAUAUCGUUAUUUGUGUCUCCAUUUGAUCAGCAGGUGCAGCUUAGGUUGUAAAGUGCCGGUCAUUUAGAAACAGUUUUGCCGUCACAACAGCAAAGAUUGUGUUUCUAGAAUGGUACCUAUUAUGUGUGCGUUAGUGAUCAUGAGGUUAGAGAGGAGAAGAAAUUGAAGUCAUUUAUGCCUAAGUAGCUGAAAUCCAGUAUUUUCAGUAUAACGCAGUCACUGCACACCUCUGUCAUCCUCAGUCCCAGUGGAAUUUGCCUGUAUAACUGUUCAGAUAGCUCAAAACGAUGCAUUGUUCUUUGGUUUCCCAAGGAAUUGCAACCAAUGUAUUUAAAUCAUUCAAGUGCCCAGUAUUCUUAACAACUUAGAAGCAUUUGUCCGCUAUAGUAGGGCUAUUUUUUUAUUUAUUUUUCUAAACACAUCUAUCCAAAAUGAUGUUAAGGCUUUUAUAUUCACAGCAGGGUGCGUGGUGUAGUGUGGUUUAAAUAUCCCUUUAAUCACUAAGGAUGUAAUAAAAACAAGAAGAGUUCUUUGAGCUGCAGAGUGUUACCCAGGGAAAAAUCCACUCUGGAGCUUACAAAUGUGAGCUGAAGAGACAAACUGGGCAAUAAAAGCCACAACUACGGACCAAACCGGCUAAAAGUUGGUCUGUAGCUGCUCAUCAGGAGCUGAGACUUGGAGGGGAGGGGGGAAAGGCCAUUCAGCACCUCCAGAGCCAUAAGAGCCAGGUCAUAAACACUUCACAAUCUGCUGGGUGGGGGGAGGGAGCGCUGGGUCUGUGAUCCUGCCUGGGGUUUGUACCCUGGCCCGUGGCUGCAACAAAGAAUGGGUAGGAGGAAUUUGCCAAUAUGAGAAGAAUGGAGGAAAAAAUCUAGACAAAUUAGGGGUAGCUGUGAUUGAUUAUGUCGCUUCAUGUACAUUUAUGACAGUGUCAACCCAUUUAGGAUUCUGUGAAACCUGACAGGUGCUUUUUUCCAUUAUUUGUGAUGUUGAAGGAUUCUUACCUGAAUAUUUGCUACCAGGUGAUGAACAAGUUGGGUGAAAAAAAGUGCAGCUUAUCCAAGGACUUUCUGCUUAAAAUGAACACAUAUUUCCAGUUCUCUGUUACUGACUUCAAACUUUGCAAAGAUUAUGGAUGUCCCAUCAUAAUGUUCUGUAUCAGCUUUCAAAAACUGUCUGGCAGGAUAUACUACAUGAAUCUAGCUUGGCUUUUUUUUAAUGAGAGAUCCUAUAAAUAGCUCAGCUCAGACUCUACAGGUUAGUUAGAUGGGUUGUGGGUUCUGUUCCCUUCUUCCUAUGACAUGUAUGUUUAGUUGUAUGUAUCCUAUGGUUAUAUAAAUUUUUACAGUUUUUUAAAAUUAUAAAUAAUACUGUAAAAGGGAAAAAAAGAACAGUAAUAAGAUCUUAGUAAGAUGAAACAUGAGUUAUUGUAAAAUGCUCUGAAUCAUAAUCUACUGUGUAUGAUUUAAUCGUUCUCUCAUGCUUUCUGGUAGUGUUCUUUAUCUUCCUCAAAAAAUCUCUUCAGAGUUGAUGAUGUUGAGCUCUAUACUCAGCUCUGUAGAGCUCACAACAGUUUUUAGUUUUAAAUUCCAAAACAUUUAAAUCUUAACAGUUUUCAUUUGCUCUUUGAAAACAGUUCUUUUGAUCAGGAAUUAAACUGUUUAUUUUCUUUUGAUCAGGAAUUAAACUGUUUAUUUGAUUUCCUGUUUUGACCAGGGCCUGACUAUGAUGGAUGGAAUAUGGAAACGUCCUUAUGGAACUGAUAGGACAAAUCUGUCUUGGCAAAACCAAGUAACUUGCAAACAGCCUUGCAUGAUUGAAGCCUGGCUUUUCAUCUGUUGGUUUCAUGGCUUCACAAAUGCUUACACACCGACAAAAAUAAUCUUUUGCAGAAACCAAAGUAGCAUGACAGUGUAUCUGCAAUCUCAAGAGUCCAGCAAUUUAGAUACAGGCUUCUGGGUUUGGGCUGCUGCUUUUUCCUGUAGAGAUCAGCUUUUUAACCGAGGUUGCUGCAGCGUUGUCAGCUGGGCUGCUCAGCAAAAUCCAUUCUGCUCAGGAUUUUUUUCCCGGCUCAAUUUGGGGUUAAAUAAACUGCCAGCAAUUUUUAAGCCUUGCACGAUGUUUCUCUUUGCACAUGGGUGUGUGUGCACUUGUAUAAGUAUAAAAGUAUUUAUGUGUGAAUGCUAAUCCAGAGCUGUUUGCCUGUUUGCUAAGGCUGGUCCUUUAUGGCUCCUGAUGGAGAUGGGUGGGUUCUGGCAGGGCUGUCCCCGGUGCGGGGAGGCAGAGGAGCCUUUCCCAUGCAGAGAGGUGUUUGCUGCUGCUUGGUGACCCUUCCCCAUGCUGUCUUGCAAAGCUGUUCAUGCUGCUGGAAGGUCCUUCCAGGAUGUAUUUCUUUGUGGAUUUGAGUGGGACACAGUGCUGAGCUGUGUCUGGGAAACACAAUGGCUUGGCAGGAAAACCCUGCAUCUAGCAUCAGGAGUCUGUGAAGAUUUGAAAAAGCUCUAGACAGAAAUAUUUUGCAUUUGACUCUGGAUUGUAGCCUUUGAGGCCAAGCUCGGCCUUCAGUGUUAAGUGGCUGCUAAGUAUUUCCCUUCUUGUCUCAAUGCUAACUAACUGCUGGGACAAGAGGGGCAUGUUCCAGGAGGGCUGGGGAGGGCGGAUAUGAUAAAGGGGAGACAGAAGAGCAUCCUCUGUUUCUUUAGUUCAGGAGCACAGCUUUGUGGCCACAUACCUCAAUCCACAAACCUGCAAGAGGAGAAGCCUCGUGUUAAACUUAACGAUGUACAACUUCUCACUUACAUGAGCCUCUUUUGCACAUUCCUUUCCAAAACAGAUGCUGUCAUUGCUGAAAUCCAGCCUUCUUCAGGGUGGGUGCAGGCAUGGGGCUGGUCCCCACACACCCUGCACCUGGGUCCAGAGAGCCUGUUGUGAAUUAGCAUGGAGCUGUUACCAACAGGCCCUCUCCAACCAGCUGUUUUGGUUUUGCCAAAUGUGAUUUUUGCUUUCUGAGAGCGCAGGGAAGGUUUGGGGUCGUACAUUUUGGGGCUCAGCAUGGGGUUUUCAGCCCCACAGAGAUCUGCCUUCUGCAAGGCCCCUCGCAGGGGUCCCAGGGUAGGGUUGCCUCGCAUGGCAACGCACAUGUAAGGUGCCUGAAGACACCAGGCAGCUUUUCCCAGGAAAAAGCAGUCAAACCCAAUUGUAAAAAACAGGGGGGGAGGCGGGGAAGAUGCCAUUUCCCACCAUUGGAAGAAAAUGCUUCGUUAUAUGAGCUGCCAUAAGGAACUGGGUAGGAACUGUUCCUUAUGCUACCACAUGAUAGGAAAUUAUACGUACUACUUCUUCAGAGGAUCUCAAAGCACUUUGCAGGCUUCUACCGUUCCUGAGGCUGCCGACAGAGACUUGCUCAUAGAGCUGCCCAAAUUCGGGCUGUGCUCAUACUGCCAGGGCUUGGCUGUUCUGUCCCGACCCUCCCUGCUCUGGGCACUCAGCUCAGAACUGUCUGACCAGUUGCACUUAUUCCCUUUUUUCUCUAUGAGAUAUUGGUUACUAAGAAGAGCAAGGAGUUGCGUUGCUUUGAGGCAGGCACAGCCGUAAUAGUUUCAUCUGGCUUAUUCUCUGAAAAAACACAGCAUUUCCCCUGGCCCUGUGUGCAUAAUCAGGCCCCGUUUGCUCCGCAGCGAGCUGAGCCUGUGUAUGAGGGGCAGGUUUGUGGAUUCUGAAGCUGUCUGGGGAGUCUGAGGCCACUUCAUGUUUUUAAUUAAGUAUGAAAGUGCAUUGCUAUCAGCGUAGGACUACCUAUUUUAUUUGAGGUUCUGUUGAUGACACGCUGUCUUUCCACAUUUUCAGUAUUCAUCCCACGCAGAUGGCAGAGUAUCCUUCAGAAAGAGUUGCCCAGAUGCUAUGGGAUGGUGGCCUACAUAUUCCAGUCUGAGAGCCCUGGACACCAUCCAGAGACAGCAAGAUGAUCGCCCUGUCUCAGAGAGCUCCCAGUUCAGAAGCUCAGCUGAAGGAUGGUGCACGCAGAGCAGCAUUGGGUCUGGGCAUCAGAACAGAUGUGAUGAGCAGUGAGGACCCUCCUGUAGAAAGACAGCGCGAUGGGAAGAUGAGCUGUGCGGUUACAGGCUCCCCAGCCAUUGCUGCAGAUCCUUCCUCUCUUUGUCCCUUUGGACAUCAAAGGAUUGCAAGGGGACAGCCCUGGCAAGAAGCUCCUCCCUGCUCAUUAGCCUCCAUAAAACAGGGACUCACCUUGGCUGGCUGCGCGGGGAGCCCCAUCCUCAUCCCCUCACUCUUGACACUGGAUCUCAGAAGGAAGAGUUUUUGCUUGCUUCAGGAAACCAGACCUGCUUUUGAACUGGACUAUUUUGGCUCCCCUUAUAAGAACUCUGGUGACUCUCUCAGCUGUGCAAGCUCCCAGACUCCCCAGUACAUGGAAAAAUGCAAGCUUUACCAGACGUGAAAGCGCCGUGUGAGGCUCUUCCUUCCCCCAGCCUGGAGCACUACCCGCAGAGCUCCAUCGUGGUCACCCUCGAGGACAUGGAUCUCUGGAUGAAGUUUCAUCAGAUAGGAACUGAGAUGAUCAUCACUAAAUCUGGCAGACGAAUGUUUCCACAAUGUAAAAUCAAAGUUUCUGGCUUAAUCCCAUAUGCCAAGUACCUCAUGCUGGUAGAUUUUGUGCCAAUGGACAACUUCAGGUACAAGUGGAAUAAAGAUCAGUGGGAAGUUGCUGGAAAAGCAGAGCCGCAGCUGCCUUGUCGUACCUACGUCCACCCCGAUUCCCCAGCUCCCGGCAGCCACUGGAUGAAAGAACCCGUCUCCUUCCAGAAGCUGAAGCUCACCAACAACACACUGGAUCAACACGGGCAUAUCAUCCUCCACUCCAUGCAUCGUUACAAGCCUCGCUUCCACAUUGUGCAGGCAGAUGACCUCUUCAGUGUCCGCUGGAGCAUCUUCCAAGUCUUCAGCUUCCCGGAGACCGUCUUCACUUCUGUUACUGCCUACCAGAACGAGCAGAUUACAAAGCUCAAGAUUGACAACAAUCCAUUUGCUAAAGGUUUCCGUGAGCAUGGGAAGAACACUCGAAGGGAAGGACGAACCAAAUGCCAGAAGCCCAGUCCAUCCAAGGGCCAGAAGAGGAAGCUGCCCGAGGAAAAGCAGUCCGGUGCUGAGGAACGUGAUUUUGAGAAAGAUGAGAAUGUAGAUGUGAAGGAAGAGAGCAGCCCUGUUGUGGUCAGCAGCGGAUUCCCCUUCUGGGUCUCGGAGCAGACCGGCAGCCAUGCCUUUCCUGCAGCAUCGCCUGUGCCAGCUGACCAGAGGGAGGGUCUGGCCAGAGAGCAGCAAGUGCCUACGCCAUCCUACCAGACAUACCGGUUCCAUGAAACUGGGGACAGCCAGCAGCUUCCCACCCGUGACGCCGCCACCUUGAACGAAUUCCGGGCAAGGUGCCACCCCUUGGAUCUCGCCACAGUGCCCGAACACGACUCCAAACAGCUCCCAGAGGGCUUCACCAACCUGCCUCCGCUCCCCCCGCCCCUGCCUCCUCCUCAGGACUAUACGGGGAUGGUGAACAUGGCUCUAGACUCUGUCGGGAAAGCCGGGGCUCGAGCGCCCGUGUACAGUCCGUACGGCAGCGAGCAGGGCCUCGGGCAGUGGAUGGUGCCUUCCCACAGCCAGUACAGGGCAAUGAGCUACUCAGCCUUCUCCACGGAGUACAACGCACAGGGGGCUCCAGGACAUGCCCACGGGACCAUGGCGGAGUGGAGCCAGUACCCACUGUUCCCAUACGCCUGCUGGUGAAUGGGGAAGACCCUUCCCGAUGAAAAGACUGAAAGAAACUUGUAAAUGAGAUGAUACUUGCUUGGGAGCGUUGAUCUUGAAGCCUUGUCUACACUAGACAAAGAUGCAUUGCUGCAAGCGGUAGCGUGGGACACCUCCGCUCCCUUGUCUCCUUGCACAGCAACCUUCACCAUAUUUCAAGGCAAUGGCUAAACUGGUGGCUGCCCCAGCCAUGUCAGCGUGGGUCUGGCUGAACUGAUGUGUUCUGCAGGGUGUAUUUCUUCCAACAGGAGCAGGAAACCACAGGAGCUGCAAGAGCAGUAUUUAAACAGCUGCUAAACUCUCGGUCUCAGGCUAUUCACAUCUCACGUUUGGCAGUUUCCAAAAUCCUUUCCUCCAGGGCUUGUGUGCAAGGAGACAGAGGCUGAGGAGUUUCAGUAAGCUGUCCAGGUGGCCAAGCUGUAGAGAAUUAUUGCAAAGACAAGCAAAGCAACCAAUCCCGGUGUCCCCUUGACAGUUUCCUCACUUAGUUUAGUCAAACAAAAGCUGGUCUUGCUUUUCUUCCAGGAGCAUAUGGGAGUAAAAUACACAGCAACACCUGCAUGCCAGGAGUGCAGUGGUGGGUCCCACAGGCAGGGAAGAGUUUGUCCUGUGCAGGAGAAGCAGCAGCAAGGCUGUGUGUUGUGUCUGCAUGUCCCCUGUGCCCAUCCCUCUCCCGUCACCCCUAGAGUCAAGGUUAGUGAAACACUCUUCUUUCUGCUGGUGGUUACGGGAGGUUGUUCACAGAACGUGGGGGCUACUCUGGGGGGUUCCAAAGGCCUGUGGGUAUCAGAAACAGAGCCAGCAAUAGUGGCUGCGUCACUCUGAUCUCUUCCUUUUGAGGGAAAGGGAAUCUCUCACUGUGAACUUCUUCCAUGGUUAGUUACCAGAGCAGUUUCACCUCCCGUACCUCUGGUCCAUCAAGGGGAGGAGCUGGACGGCCCGGGAGGAUUUCUUUUCAUCUUCACAUUAGAAGGGGGAAGCAUCUCCGUUUGCCCAAGUGGCGGAAUGGAGGGGUCUUGUUUGAGACAGGCUCUUUACUUCUCAGGGAGAACAGAUGGGCUGCUAGGUGUUAUUUAGGGAAUGUUUUCUUGUAACACUUCAAAUAAACUGCUGUGUGGCCUGUGGCCAUCAGCAGGCAGUGAGGUGUGUCAUUUAGCAUGUGUGCCAGAUGGUUUUCUCAGUGUGUGUAGCAAGAUGCUGGGCGUGUUUGUGACCACUGGAGCAUCGGGUUGGGCGUGCAGCGGCACCGGGAAGGGCUGUGCACGGGUCUGCUCGGGCACCGGGUCAGCACUGUGUGUGCACAGCUUAGAGGUGUCAAGCCGUGUUUGUUAUUGUUAAAACGACUUUGGAAAGGAGCCCUACAAAUUUGUGAAACUCAACUACAAGGAUGACUUCCUUUUUUAAAUAGUUUCUGCUAACAGCUUUUGUACCACAAUUAUGAUCUGGACAGAGCAGCCAGGCGCUUCCCCUUGGCUUCGCAGGGCAGGUGUGAGAUGUGCAGUGUUUAAAUCAAGGUCAGGCUCCCCCACGGCAUAUGUGCUCAGUACUCUUAGCCUGUUCUCUGGCAGCACUCUGACCAGUAGUCAUUUGUACCUGCUGUGCAUGACACAUGUGGCUGUGAGUGACUCACUAAAAAGAAAUCUAGUUAGGGAAAAAAUGUGGCAGAGAUUGUUUUCAACCCCAGAAUAUUGUGAUUUCCUGCUGUCCAAAUGACAGCUGCAUGAAGGCAGGUCAGUUGUGAAAGGCUGUCAUCUGUGGAUGAGAAAAAUACCCAGUCCCUGACCAUUACUAUUUGAUCUUCCGCAUCAUGGAAUUGGGAUGAGAAGCCUGGAUAGGGCGUUUGGUACCGUGAGCCAUGUGUGCGGGGACCCUGGGGGUGCUGUGUUGUGCCAAGUCUCUGCACUCCACCCCGCCGGUAGCUGCCAGCACCAUGCUAAUGAGAAAAGAGAAAGUCGUGCACCCCCCCAAGCUACAGGUUAGAUCUCUUUCUUUAUUUUUGAAUUUGGGUUGUAUUUCCCUCUGUCACAGGGUGCUAAUGAGGAUGAAAACCAUGCUGUGGUGAGUACGAGGAACUGAGGAGAUCUGAGCAGCACAGGGAAACCCCUUUGCAAAUAUGAUUGUAGUGUUCUUUUUUCCAAACCUUGGGAAUAGCGUUGCGAGUGCUGCUGCCCCGUGAGCCUGUCGCCAGAGCUGGUUUGGCAGGCGGCUCUGCACCAGGGUCAAAGACUCAGCCUUGUGCCUGGGACGAGCCAUUCGUUACUCAUCAGCCUUCUGUUGCAACAGGACUCCUUGCCCUUCUUCAGUGAAUCAUCCAGCUUAUUAGAAAAGUACCUUUACUUUCCUCGCCUGCCUGUCUCUGGUUAAAGACUGCGGCUUGGCUGGUUUGUGAAGCCUUUGGAUAUUUUGCCCAUAGGUUUGUGCUCUGGGCUCUGCUGCCGCCUCCUCACUUUGCAGUUCCCGCUGUCUUGUUUUCUUCAGCUGUGGCAUUUAAAAGUCUGUAUGAGCUUGACUGAAACGCUGUUUUUGCACGCAUGUGAGAUAAUGUAGUGCCUCUCUGACAGCUUCAAUAAAAGGAAAUGAGACAUGCGGAAGGCAGGCCGUUAAGAGCAAUAAAAUAAACUUUAAAGCGUG
This is a messenger RNA of Columba livia (rock pigeon), 19428 nucleotides long. RefSeq names its product T-box-containing protein TBX6L. The coding region runs from base 15418 to 16776 and encodes 452 amino acids. Gene Ontology annotation, molecular function: RNA polymerase II cis-regulatory region sequence-specific DNA binding; DNA-binding transcription factor activity, RNA polymerase II-specific. The transcript is spliced from 13 exons. Gene Ontology annotation, biological process: cell fate specification; regulation of transcription by RNA polymerase II; positive regulation of DNA-templated transcription. Lineage: Eukaryota; Metazoa; Chordata; Aves; Columbiformes; Columbidae. Gene Ontology annotation, cellular component: nucleus. The record is from RefSeq and is a predicted model, not a curated record.